GGCAGCGGGACAUGGAGCCUGCCCGCUCUGCCAGCCCUGACUCAGGCGCCGGGGCCGAGCUGCAUCUCCCGGCAGGAGAUGGAGCAACCUGGCCACGUGCUCACUCGAAAACGAACCUGAAACCGAAGCCGCGCCAGGCCAGCGGGGUCAGGAUUCCCCGCUUGAAGUCAGAGGUGAGUCACCGCUGAGAGCGACCGACCUCGGCAGCUGACAAGUGGCCACAGAGAGGCAGAGGCGCGAGACGAGAGCACAGGAAGCAGGCAGCGCAGCUGAGCGUCCGGGGCAAGCAUGGCGAGCAGCAUGGAGGUGGUGGCCAUGGACUGUGAGAUGGUGGGGCUGGGGCCCAACAACGAGAGCGGCUUGGCCCGGUGCAGCCUCGUGGACAUCAAGGGCGCCGUGAUCUACGACAAGUUCAUCCGGCCCGAGGGGGAGAUCACCAAUUACAGAACCGCGGUCAGCGGGGUCACGGCCCGGCACAUGGAGAAGGCCACACCCUUCGCCGUGGCCAGGCUGGAGAUCCUGCAGCUCCUGAGAGGCAAGCUGGUGGUGGGUCAUGACCUGAAGCACGACUUCGAUGCCCUGAAAGAGGACAUGAGCAAGUACGCCAUCUAUGACACGGCCAGCGACAGGCUGCUGUGGCGCCAGGCCGACCUGCACCGCUGCAAGCGUGUCUCCCUCCGCGUGCUCAGCGAGCGGCUCCUGGGGAAGCGCAUCCAGAGCAGCCUGUCCGGCCACAGCUCGGUGGAAGACGCCAGGGCAACCAUGGAGCUCUAUCAGAUCUCCCGGAGAAUCCGCGCCCCCUGAGGGACGCCCGCCAGGCGGUGCCCGCUGGACUCAGCCCCUCCCCCAGGGGCCACAGGGGCCUUCAGGACUGCAACUCCUUUGCUCUUGGAAAAUGCAUCUUUGGUAGUAAAACGCCUCUAUAUUUUCUCUACGCCA
Molecule: messenger RNA, 939 nt
Organism: Myotis daubentonii (Daubenton's bat)
Lineage: Eukaryota; Metazoa; Chordata; Mammalia; Chiroptera; Vespertilionidae
Gene: ISG20
Product: interferon stimulated exonuclease gene 20
Biological process (GO): defense response to virus; RNA catabolic process; DNA catabolic process
Cellular component (GO): nucleus
Molecular function (GO): nucleic acid binding; exonuclease activity
Source: RefSeq, a predicted model, not a curated record